Amoebophrya sp. A120 is the source of this 1571-nucleotide messenger RNA. Lineage: Eukaryota; Dinophyceae; Syndiniales; Amoebophryaceae. The record is from the annotation of a GenBank genome assembly.
UUCAUGUGCCGGCAGAGUUUCCGCCUGAAGAUGACAUCAGGACCUUGUUGUCGCGACGCAUCUACAAUCUGGUCCGCCGCGCAAACGCCGAUGCCGCGAACACAGAGGUGCCAGACGAGUACGCUUCAGAGGUGGGGUCGCUGCUACGCAAAACGGUAGCAGAACUUUCCCGCUUUGAGGUGCGCUGCAUAGACAAAAGACAACCGGCACUGAUCAAAACCAUGUUGCGGUUUUGGGAUCCCGCAAAACUUGAGUUGACGAGUGUUGUCCACAGAAGUACUAGAACUAGCUCAACAUAGUCGUAAAAAUUCUUCGCGGCUGUAGUUCGUGGUGGUGUAAAGCAUUGCGCUUUCCAUCAAUCGCCAUCACCAGGGCCAGAACUAGGAACUACAUUUGCUCUCAAUAUUUCGAACAUAAAGUUGGCUUCGCUCAGGCAUGAUGUUGAAGAUUUGGAAAAAAGAAAGGCACUGAUUAUGCUUUUGUCUAGUCGUGGUCCCAUUUUUACGUGUAUGAUUUUUCGUUCUCGUUCAGGGCCAAUUCACUGAUGUUGGAAACGUUCUACAUUGAUAGAUUCGCGUUUGUAUUUUGACAUAAGUGAUUGGUCUACUUGGUGAUCCUGUGAUGUCUAUGUUCUCACAGGUUUUCUUUGUACAGGAGGGUCACUCGGCACUCUAAGGAUGUAUUGACAGCAUAUAAUUUUAGACAGUAACUCGCACACUAUAAGAUGCGAACAUCAAAUGGAAAUGAUCUAAAAUGAUGCCGAUAGACAGUGGCCAGUUUCUCUUUGAAAGAAAAGCAUGACACUACUUACUUACUAUACUGCGCGAACGCCCGCACGCUCCCAACUGUUUAUCGCUUUGGAGCCGAGCGUAGCAGCAUGUUGGCAGAGCGUGUGGGAUCCUAUGGGCAGAUAAACUUCUGCGCCAAAAAAUUCAAAGGUUUUUUUUUCACGUGCAUCUUAAGAUGCGUAUUUGUAUUUCCGAUUUUAAGAGACGAGUGAACGUCAUAGCCUGCAGAUGAAUAUCUCCACUUCGAACUCCUUCAGUUUUACACUCAAGUCGUUCUUUCUUUCUCUGUGUUGUACCACGGUCAUGUCACCAGAACACGUGUACUAUUUUGUUGAUACAAAAUUAUACUGAGACACUUGCUGAUCCUGAGCAUUUGACGAAAACAACACAGACCAGUUGUGUCAGUUGUUCUCAAUAACGCGCAUAAGAGUCUGCCCCUCGAUCGCUUUAAGAAACGAGCGCGCGAUUCUGACUUUUUGAAUUAUUUUCAAACAACAGCAUUACAAAGGUAAUGAAUCAAAAAACUUUUAGAUUUUCACACCAGCACCAAAAAACCCAGGACCGACCUCAUGCCUACCUCAACACAAGGCGGGCGCGAGGGCAACAGAAGGACUACAAUAAAUGCACUUCCGGGAAGCAGUGCAAUAUUGUAAUGCCUACAACUACAAACCACUUGAAAGACUAGGAUGAAAUUGAAAUGGCCGCAGGGUGUUUGCCACAGGCACAACACAUGGCGCAACCGCCACGCGGUACACAAACUGGAAAUGCAAUUUUCGUGCGGUC